This is a messenger RNA of Sinocyclocheilus grahami, 2302 nucleotides long. It is a transcript of the gene tmc6b, whose product is annotated as transmembrane channel-like 6b. Bases 27 to 2243 code for a protein of 738 amino acids. The record is from RefSeq and is a predicted model, not a curated record. NCBI's taxonomy places the organism in Eukaryota, Metazoa, Chordata, Actinopteri, Cypriniformes, Cyprinidae. The transcript is spliced from 19 exons. Gene Ontology annotation, molecular function: mechanosensitive monoatomic ion channel activity. Gene Ontology annotation, cellular component: plasma membrane.
UGUGGAAGGAAGGAGAGUCGGUUGAAAUGUCAGACCGAACGAACCGAUUCGCGGAACUGAUUCAGAUUGUUGUCGGUAGUCAGUCAGAAGUUUGUCGGAGUGCUUGUGCGCAGCAGGAUGACGAGGAUCGGGUCAGAGUUUCCUCGCGAGCGUCCGUGAGCACAGCACCAAUCAUGGCUGGCAGGGUCAGUUUUGACUCUGAUCUGGUCACUGAUUUCGAGAGUCCAGCAGAUGAGGAUGGGGUUCAUGAUUCAUUCAGUCAGCUGAUCCAGGAACAGUGUCACGACCUUCAUGAUGUCAUAGAGAUGACCCUGUUUGACCUGGAGGAGGAGAGCAGAGAUGACGUCGAGUGUCUGGAGGCUCCGGUGUACCAGCGGUCUGACAGCGAUGCGCCGCAGCAGACGGAUCAUCUGAUUGGAGAACGCUGGUCAUCUGACACGCUCCGAGUCCUGUCCUCCAUGCCCAGCCGCACCAUCGGUCGCAGUCGUGGCGCGAUCAUCUCUCAGUACUGCAACCGCACCAUGCAGCUGCGCAGACGCAGACAGAGCAGACCCUCCAUCCAGCACUUCCCUCGAUCCGCGCGGCCCAGCAUCCGUGGAUACCGCGUGGAAACGGACGCAGCCGGAUUUGAGGAAGAAGAGAAUAAGAGGGAGCGUUUGGUCAAUAAUCUGCAGAAUCUGUCAGCCAGUGAUCGCGUGCGUUUGCUGAGAGCGAUGCCGCUGAGUCUCGCAGAGAAGAAAGAGCUCAGGAUGUUGGUGUUGAAUAAAGCCGAACACUCUGUGUCUCAGAAUCAGAUUCCCUGCUGCAGUCAGUUCAAGUAUUACAUCAUCAUUGCGCUGAGGCACGGCUGGUACGGCUGGCUGUCGUUCCUGUCCUCACUGCAGUUGUGGCAAACAGCUCUGAAGUGUGUUGGCGGCCGCUUCGGGACAGGCGUCCUCUCGUAUUUCGUCUUCCUCAGAACGCUCCUCUUCUUCAAUGUCUUCCUGUUCCUGGUCACGGGUUUGUUGCUGGUGGUUCCUCAGGCCAUCGCUCAUCCGGAUGAGGACCAGAACGUCACUGUCAGGAGCACAUGGGGCCUGGAGGUGCUCACGGGCGCCUCCAGCAUGUCGAAGUCGUUCGGUCAGAGUUUCCGCAUCGAUAAAUCUAAAGGCUUGUUGGCCAUAAAGGUCUUCAGCUCAUGGGACUUUAAAGUCAUCAAGAAGAGCUCAGUGAGACUGCAGCGGGCAAACAUCGGCACACAGCUGAAGGAGCUGGUGGCGGAAGUGAACCGUCAGGAGCUGACGUUCCCCGUUCUGCAGCGGCUCUUCCGGGUCUUCAUCCACAUGCUGGCAUGGAUCAUGUGUUUGGGAAGCACGUUAGCGUGUGUGCUAGCUGUGUAUUACUUCUCUGAAUACAUGCACGGGGAUCUGAAUUACCGCGCUCACUCCAACUCGUCUGAUCCGCUGCUGACGGAAGCCAGUCUGCUGGCCGUUCCUGUGGUUGUGUCCAGCUUUAACCUGCUCCUGCCCGGAUUCUUCAACGCCGUGGCCUGGAUGGAGGAGUACGAUUCUCCCAGUGUGCUCAAUUACGUCUCCAUCAGCAGGAACCUGCUGCUGAAGGUGAGUGUGUUGGGAGUGCUGUGCUAUUAUUGGCUGGGCCGCGUGGCGUCGUAUCCUCACAAUCUGGGUUUAGAGUGCUGGGAGAGUUUCGUCGGGCAAGAGCUGUACCGUUUCCUCCUGAUGGACUUCAUCUUCAUGCUGCUGGAUACCUUCUUUGGAGAGUUUCUGUGGAGGGUGUUUUCUCAGAAGGCUCUGAAGAGGAAGAGGAAGCCCGUGUUUGACAUCGCCAGGAACGUUCUGGAGCUCAUCUAUGGACAGACUCUGGCCUGGCUGGGGGUUUUAUUCUCUCCUCUGCUGCCGGCGGUUCAGAUCAUUAAACUGCUCUUUCUCUUCUACAUGAAGAAGGUCAGUCUGAAGAUGAACUGUCAGGUGUCGGGGAAGCCGUGGCGCGCCUGUCAGAUGACCACCAUCUUCAUCACGCUGCUGUGUUUCCCAGCAUUCCUGGGCGCCGCCGUGUGUGUGACGUACACCAUGUGGACCGUGGAUGGUCAGCGGAAGAUCAUUGAACUGCUUCAGGAGCAGAUUGAGAAUGAGGGCGAAGAUAAGAAGUUCCUGAUCACACGACUGCAGGACAUCCAUGAGCGCAAACGAGGAGUGAUGCCACGCCGCGUGAAAGGAGCCAGCGAGGAUUCCAGUUAUUCCUGAAGCUCUUCUUGAACUGAUGGAGCCGUAGAAACGACCUGAACAGAAACUCUGAUGAAUGU